Molecule: messenger RNA, 1767 nt
Organism: Penicillium daleae
Lineage: Eukaryota; Fungi; Ascomycota; Eurotiomycetes; Eurotiales; Aspergillaceae
Product: fungal specific transcription factor domain-containing protein
Exons: 2
Coding region: 1-1767 (588 amino acids)
Biological process (GO): DNA-templated transcription
Molecular function (GO): DNA binding; zinc ion binding
Source: RefSeq, a predicted model, not a curated record
AUGAAAGAACGACUAGCCUUGACACGCCGGCCCACUCGGGGAAUGACCCGAAAACUCGGGGUCCUGUCCACCUUCCCCUUGGAUAAUAUGGUAACCGAAGUACAUCGGUUGCUAGGGCCGACGUGGGCGUUACCUCCUUACAAUAGUAUUCUACCACCCUACUUGCAAGAACCGUCCUCGCGUCUGGGGAAAGAUGAUUUGGAUUUUCUCGUGCUGAAGGGUGCUCUGGAUAUUCCCGAUCCGGGGUUUGCGGGGGAGAUUUUCAAGGCGUAUAUUCGACAUAUUCAUCCACAUAUACCGUUUUUGGAUCUGGAUCUCUUUUCGGAUGCGAUUUUUGAGGAUGGACGGAAGUAUAAAAAAUCUAUUAGUUUGUUGUUGUUUCAGGCUGUUAUGUUUGCGGGCGCGAUCUUUGUGGAUUUGAAAUAUCUUUAUGCUGCUGGUUUUCUGUCGCGGCGACAUGCGUUGGAUACGCUCUUCCAACGUGCAAGGGCACUCUACGACUUUGACAUUGAAGACGACAAUCUCAUCGUCAUACAAAGCCUUCUACUCAUGACAUACUGGUACGAAAAUCCAGACAGACACAAAGACGGCCGCCACUGGAUCUCCGUCUGUAUUUCACUCGCCUGCAAAACAGGCCUACACCUCGAUCACACCUCGGCCCCAAAGCCAGACCAGAAAUUCCGAAACAUGCUCUGGUGGAGCGUCUUCACGCGAGAUCGCUUAAUCGCCCUGGGUCUCCAACAGCCACCCGUAAUCAAAGACGAAGUCCACAUGCCAGUCCCCCUGCUAGCCCUAGACGACUUAGACACCACGACUCAAAAAUACGCAAAAGCCAGCUACGGCUCCAACGAAAGAAACCUCGCGCGCAUCUUCGUCGAGAAAGUCAAACUGUGCCGCUGCGUCAAAGACGAUCUCUACUCCUGGGACUGCCAACCAAUCCACAUCCCCACCGUCGCAGCAAAACCCCGACAAACAAGCCUCUGGCUAUCCAAGCUCGAACUAGACGACUGGCUCCAGGAUUUACCAGAGGAUAUAUGCUUCCGCCCAAAACCCUUUCUGCCAUCGCACAACGCAGACCUGAUUUUCCACUCGCAUUGCGCGUGGUUGAAAAUGAUUUACUUGGAGAUAUACUCCACGAUACAUCGGCAACUGGAGUUUCUUUCGGAAAAGUAUAGUCCCAGUCAACCACUUUCUCUCGAUGGCCCCGAAGCAGGUCCCGUUCUCCGCGGCGCGGUCGAACUAACAGUCCUCCUGCAAGACCUUUACCAAAAGCAGUUGAUUUAUUACCUGCCCACGACGAGCGUGGCUAUGAUUCUGCGCGCAGGGAUUAUUCACAUCCAAGAAAUGUUCUCGGGGGACCCGCACGUUGGCGCGGCCAGUUUUCGUCGCUUAUCGCAAUGUAUUCUUGCACUGCAACAAUUAGGCCGGCGGUACGGGUCUGCGUUCUUUCUGGCGACGUUGUUAGGAGCGCCCAAGGGGUCGUCUGUUAUUACUUGUUCUCCUGAUGAGAUCCUGGCACAUGUUGAUAUUGAGUCGUUGGAUAAGCUUACCGUGAGUUAUUCCGAGUCGUCGGUCUCUACGAUUCUGAAGAUUAGGGAGCCGUAUGAUAGGGAUAUUAUAUCAGGGCUGAAGUCGCGGAAGGUGGAGAGGGCUGGUGACCCUGGGCAUGAUGGAUCUGCGAGGGCUUCUAGUUUGAAAAGUGAAUCUUCCUUGGGCGAUGCUUUUGAGAUGCCGGAUGUGGAUUUUGCGGAUUAUACUUUGGAAUAA